Messenger RNA from Betta splendens (Siamese fighting fish), 2043 nucleotides. It is a transcript of the gene alg1, whose product is annotated as ALG1 chitobiosyldiphosphodolichol beta-mannosyltransferase. The coding region runs from base 221 to 1741 and encodes 506 amino acids. NCBI's taxonomy places the organism in Eukaryota, Metazoa, Chordata, Actinopteri, Anabantiformes, Osphronemidae. Gene Ontology annotation, molecular function: mannosyltransferase activity. The transcript is spliced from 13 exons. The record is from RefSeq and is a predicted model, not a curated record. Gene Ontology annotation, cellular component: endoplasmic reticulum.
AUCGUUGUUUUUUUCAGCCCAUAUUUAUAUAGCAGCGUGUCUUGUUUUAAUAGAGUAGGUGUGAAAUAAGUGUAUUUAUGUUAUACAAAAAACGACUUUGAAUUUUUUUUGCAAAGAUGCAUGGGAACAGAAACCCCUGCAGUAAAGCGCUGCUGAGGUUUGUUGCCUCUUUUGUGAACUGUAACUUCGUGUUCCUCCUUGGUCCGCGGUCCCUUUAAUUAUGAAGCUCCUCCCCCUUCCCUCGGCCACGUCAUCACAAACAAACAUGGCGGCGCGCGGUGCGGGAAAUAUUGUGUGGACGGUGUUGGUGGUCUUUGCGUGUCUCUUUUCGGUCCUGUAUGUAACAGGUUGUGACGUGACAUGCCCGGUGCUGUGUGGGACCGUUCUGGUUGUGCCAGUAAUGGUGUUGCUGAGGAGGCUGCGGCAGCGGGACGCUGGGACCGAGCACCGGGUGUGUGUGCUGGUGUUGGGCGACAUCGGUCGCAGCCCUCGAAUGCAGUAUCACGCCUUGUCCCUCAGCAAACACGGAUAUGAUGUUACAUUUGUUGGAUUUUUAGACACAAAACCACAUCAAGACGUCCUUAUACAAGAGAAAAUCAAGAUUUUCCCAAUAGCAGAGGUCAAAGGUGUUCAAGUUGGAGCAAAAAUCUUUACAUAUGUGUCAAAGGUGAUCAUUCAGUCACUGCAGCUUCUUUAUGUGCUGCUGAAGAUGGAACUACCAUCGCAUAUUCUGAUGCAGAAUCCCCCUGGUUUGCCUGGCAUAGCAGUAUGCUGGCUGGUGUGUGUCCUGCGUGGCAGCAGAUUCAUGAUUGACUGGCACAACUAUGGCUACACCAUCAUGUCCCUGAGCCACAGCCAGAGACAUCCGGUGGUCAGACUGGCAAAGUGGUAUGAACACCUCUUUGGUCCUCUGGCAACUCAUAACCUGUGUGUUACUAACGCAAUGAAGGAUGACUUGCAGAAAAACUGGGGCAUUGAGGCGACAACUCUGUAUGACAGGCCACCUUCAAUCUUCAAAGAGACGCCGCUGAAGUUGCAGCAUGAGCUCUUCAUGAGACUGGCCAACACAUAUCCUCAUUUCCAGCACUGUGGGUCUGAGGAUGUGAAGGUGGAGAAAACGAUCUUCUCAGUUCGUGACCUUGCUGAUGGCAAAGUGACUUUGAGAGCAGCGCGACCAGUGCUGCUGCUCAGCAGCACCAGCUGGACAGAGGAUGAAGAUUUCUCCAUCUUACUAAAAGCUCUUGAAGAGUAUGAAGGUUUCGUCAGAGAUGGAGCUUCGUUACCAUCUUUAGUCUGUGUCAUCACAGGUAAAGGUCCUCAGAAAGAACACUACAUGAAGCUGAUUGACGGUUUACAUUUAGAACAUGUGAAGAUCUGCACUCCCUGGCUUGAGGCAGAAGACUAUCCUGUUUUAUUAGGCUCAGCAGAUCUGGGUGUGUGUCUCCACAAGUCAUCCAGUGGUCUGGAUCUGCCCAUGAAGGUGGUGGACAUGUUUGGCUGCUGCCUUCCUGUCUGUGCCAUCCACUUCAGCUGUUUGCAUGAACUAGUGAAACAUGAGGAAAACGGGUUGAUCUUCAAAGAUUCCCAGGAACUUGCAGAGCAGCUCAAGGAUUUGUUCGCAACAUUUCCCCGUUCUGAUGGCAGACUGGGUUUGUUCAGGAAGAACCUUCGAGCUAACAGAGGACAGAGCUGGAAUGACAACUGGGACCAAAAUGUUCUGCCUCUGAUUACUGCUUCAUGAUAACUAGUCACACUUGUGUAGGACAAAAUGUGAUUCUGCAUUGUGAUUCUGCAACGACACACAGUCGCAACAAAACUCCUUCUUUUCCACAAGAUAACUUUCAUAUGAUGUACAUUUGUAAAUAAAAGUUUUAUUAAGGCCUCAGUGGUGUCAUCUGUACAGUUGAAUGAUUUCUAUGGAGGACACUCUGCUGUAAGGAAACGUGUGGGUGAUGGGUUCUGUGAUGACAUGGUGGCGGAUUCCUGCUUUUUCUGUCAAAACAAAACGGUAAAUAAAUUCUUUAAGUUCAGCUACAACACUGA